UUGUGUCUUUGUUGUGACAAUGGACCCAUCACCAAACAUCAUCAUGUUCUUUCAUUUAUUUGCAUUUUGCAUUCUCAGAACACGCCAUCAAUAAAAAAUCCAUUUUCAUUCAGUCAACUAGCAUAGUCUAGCCCAGCUAAUCCAAUCAUCCAAUCCAUCACCAUGCAAGCAUCCACUUCUAGCACCACCGUUCCUUCUUCGCAAGACGUGCGAGCAGCCAUUGCGGCGGAUAAUAAAGGCACCGCCAUGCCGCUUUCCACUCGCAUGGUGCUGAGUGCCUUUGCCGGCAUGGGCGCCGCCACGUUCUGUCACCCGCUCGAUGUGAUUCGCGUCAACAUGCAAACGGCCGGAGAAGGUGCCUACAAGAAUACACUGGACGCUGGACUACAAAUUUAUCGACAAGCCGGAUUUUCCGGUGGUAUCUAUGCCGGUAUUUCCGCCGCCUAUUUGCGUCAAUGGUUGUACGGAUCCUGCCGCAUGGGGAUUUAUUCCUAUCUACUGGAGCGGGCGCAAAUUCAAAACCAACAAGCGGGACGAAACAAGAACGAAAUUUCCUUUACCAGCAAAUUGUUCAUGGGCUGUUGCAGUGGCGCGAUUGGCUCCUUUGUCGGGACACCGUCGGAAUUGGCGCUGGUGCGCAUGUCGGCCGAUUCCAAGGCACCCGUCGAACAACGACGAAACUACAACAAUGUCAUUGAUUGUAUCGUUCGCAUUUCACGAGAAGAAGGAUUGGCCAAUUUGUGGCGUGGUGCAGCUCCCACUGUCCUUCGAGCGACACUCUUGUCGGCCUGCAGUUUGGGUGUCACAUCGGAAGCCAAACAAGUAUUGGCGGAUUCUGGAUACUUUGGUCCCAAUGGGGAAUACAUGAAUGGAUACCCCAAAAUGUUUUGUGCUACUUUGAUCAGUAGUUUCUGUGCCAACGUUGUGGCCAAUCCAUUUGAUGUCAUCAAGAGCCGAUUGCAGAACAUGCCCAUCAAUGCCGAUGGAACCGCUCUCUACAAUGGUAUGGUCGAUUGUUUCGUCAAGAGUGUCCGUGCCGAAGGACCCAUGGUCGUGUAUGCUGGAUUCACUCCUGCAUUUGUCAAGUUGGCUCCCUACUCCAUCAUUAGUCUCACAUUGGCGGACAAAUUGACCAAGGCGUUGACCGGCAAAGACGCACUCUAGUCAGCUACGGAAUGGUAUGGUACGUCCGUGUAUUUUUGCGUAUUGAAGAGUGUGCACCAAAAUGUAUGCGACGAAUAGGACUUAUUUACAUGAAGAAAAACGACAAAAGACUACUGAAGAAAGUGCUUGCACGAACGGUGGCUAUUGACAGGCUAGCUAUGCAAACGAAAAUGCUCCAAGAAACAAUAAAGAACCCACAGCUACCGUGGACCAUGGCAUCAUAAGAGCUUGCAUUAUUCAAACUCUACUUCUUUACUUCUAG
This is a messenger RNA of Seminavis robusta, 1426 nucleotides long. The record is from the annotation of a GenBank genome assembly. Lineage: Eukaryota; Bacillariophyta; Bacillariophyceae; Naviculales; Naviculaceae.